UCCUACAUACCUUAGUCGCUAGUGCCGUUUCAGGCGUUGUGUUGACCGCCGAAGUUUUUAAAAAUUAAUUAAAUAUUCUAUCAAAUAUACUACCAACUUGGAUGGAACAUUGAACCUCAAUCGAUCAAUGUUCAACCAAGUUUUUUUUUUCAAUUAAAAUAGUUCACCUUGGUUCUUUAUCUGGUUUCCUUUAUUUUUGUCACUUAGAAAAUUAUUUAAAACGUUAACUUGUGAGAAUUUUUAUCGAAAACUUUAGUUCUUGAAUUGUGAAGAGAAAAAAUAACCCCAAAAUCAUGUCGAGUUCGGUUAACGAGGAUAUUGAGGAUUUGGACAAACUGGAGACGGAGUUGGGGAUGAAUUUUGAAGCUUGGAAGUUGCACAUGUCAAAACUGAUGAAAGAUAACGAAAAAUAUCGACAAGAGAAUCAUUCACUCCAGUGUAAACUCGAAAUUAGCUCGACGAUGCAGCAGGAGAUGCAUGAGCUGCAGGAGGUUCUUGAGAAUGCAGCCAAUGAGCUUCAGAAACUUACUGAUAAGCAAAUCCACGAUCUCCAAGAGAAACACAUGAAACAAAAAAAUGAUUUGCUAUCUCGUCUAUCGGAAAUGGAAACAAAAAACUCAUUACAAUCCGAAGAGAUUGAGAAAUUACAAAGGGAAAUACAAGAACUCAACAAAACAUUACAAUCAAUUCAAAAUGAGACACCGGUAAUGGUCGAAGAAGACUUUGCUUUGCAAGAGGAAAUGGCAAAUCUAGUUUCUCAAUUACUCCAGAAAGAUCACAACAUACAACUGAUGGGAAAGUCUCUGGAGGACUUUACCAAUGAGAAUUCACAGCUGAAAGAGAUCUUGAAAGAAACGAAACAGAAUUUACACGAGAAGAAAGAGCAACUGGAAAAUACUCGGCAUGAGUUGAUGGGGUUGAAGAGGGAACUUGCUGAAACCAAGCAGAAACCACCGAGUGAAGAAUCCAAAGGUAAUUCUCUCUUUGCAGAGGUAGAGGAUCGUCGUAAAAAAAUGCUGGAUCAGAUGUUGGUGUUGAGAAAGAGCUAUCACGAGGCGAAACGCGUCGUUGCAAUCAAGGACGCAGAGAUUCGCUCCUUGAAAAUCGAUAAAUCAGCUUUAAUGCGUAAGUGGGAGGAUGACAAAGUGGAUUCUCACUAUCGAGACACUAAGCUCAUGGAGAAGUACAAGGAGAGAAUUGCAGAGCUAGAACAAAAGUUACAAACCGAAAAAAAUAAGAGCAAUCAAUUGGAAAAUCAGAUAAACCCCACUGAUCAAAAUUUCAGCUUCUUCCAAUCAAUGCUAGGAACAAAGAAAAAUAAAAUAGAUGAAUUGGAAUCAAAACUGGAAAACGUUUCCAUCCAGGCAGUUCUAGAGGAGGAGAUGAAGCAUAAAUUGAGUAGACAACUAAGGUACUGGCGUUGUAAAGCAAUAGCCAGUGAUGCCCAACUUGAGGCCAUUAAGAGUCGUCUAGAGAUUGAUCCCCAAUUUAACACCACCGAUGUCCUGAAAAUCCUCCAGCAGACUGUAGAAAAGGAAUUAGAUCUCGAGAAUACUCUCGACCCACCUAUACCACCCCCCAAAGUAAUUGAGGAAAGUGUCAUAACAUUGGAACAAUUGAUGAAAGUACCAAACUGCUCAGCAAAAGUUUCACCAUCAACUUACGAUAAUUCAUCACUUAAUAGCUCGAGUGAGGACUUUGGAAACUCACUAUGUUUUGAUGGUUCUAGUGUUAAGAGAGAAUCAAUUAUGUUCAACGUACGAGAGGUAGGAAGCAGUUUCAAGGAAAUACAAAAAGAUCCAAUGAGCUCGAUCAUGAAGACUGAAAGAAAAUGUGAGGAUUACUGUAAAGAAGAGAUAGAAGAGUUAGAAGUCGAUAAGAAAAUGCAACAAGAAGCUACAAAAAUAAUACCAAGAAGCCCAAAAUGUUAUGAAUCUAAUAAGGAGAACGAAACUGAUAGAACUCACAAUGGAAAUACCCUUAAAUUAAAGUCUGCCUUUGCCCACGGAACUGCGAAUCUUCUCGCCUCCACAAACGAGCCUAAGAGGGAGAAAAAAACAUUGAAGUUUGCUGAUGAUACUGUGGACCCACCUCCGAGGACCCUCAAGAGAGAAGUUACACCGAAAUAUCCUAUUGUUUUCGUGUCGAACAAAUUCAUGCAUCCCUGAACAAGUAAUGGUUGUUCGACUAUUAUGAUAAAUCAUCCCUUAAGUGUUUAUUUCUUUUGAUAAUGUUAAGGUGUGCUGAAUUGAAUUAUCGUUUUGUAAAGAAUGUUUUUACCAUUUUCUUGAAACACUAGGGCUAAUAAAUAUUUUCAUUAUUA
Fopius arisanus is the source of this 2323-nucleotide messenger RNA. RefSeq names its product spindle apparatus coiled-coil protein 1 spindly. Lineage: Eukaryota; Metazoa; Arthropoda; Insecta; Hymenoptera; Braconidae. The transcript is spliced from 4 exons. The coding region runs from base 294 to 2168 and encodes 624 amino acids. The record is from RefSeq and is a predicted model, not a curated record.